UAAAGUGUAAGCUUGACAGAUAAGACACGAGGACACGCUGAAAGCCCCGGAGCGCUCAUGUUGCACGCGCCUCUCAGCGGACACUCCCCCAUCUUGACUCUGUUUAGACAGGACAGGCUACCGUCCUACUUCAGCCUGUUGCAGCCGGACAACUUCACUUCCGAGGUACAUUAACCUUCUGCAACCGAACGCAGAACAUUCAAGUGCCGACCGACUAAUUCGGGGACGCUUGCUUUCACAAAGUCUACCCAAACUCCGGCGGGUGGAAAAGGUAACCAGUGUGUGCCAUUCAGAGGGGGAUCCCAAUAAAAGGUUAAGCUGCACUCCCUCCUCUGCAACAUGGGGGCUCUGGUCUCACGAUGGAGGACUUAGACGAAGAAUGGCUAAACCGUCCACUGUGGAGGUUUUGGAAGGACUUGAAAAGGAUAUACAGACUCUUGAGGAGCACAGGGAGAAGAAUCAGAGACAGUUAAAGAUAUGGAUUGGACGGUUGCUCAUGUACUCGGCUCUCCUUUACUUGAUCACUUCCAUAGUUGUGUAUUUGUGGUACCUACCAGAGCAGUUAAUGGGGCGGCUCGUACUUUCUCUCCCCUUUGUAAUAUUUCCACUUUUAGUAUGGUUGCUUCGAAAGAUGAUCGUAGUCAUUUUUUCACGGAGAACUGAAAAAAAUAAUGAAAAGCUAGAAGAUCUUAAAACACAAAAACGGAAAAUUCUUGAAGAAGUGAUGGAAAAUGAGACGUAUAAAAAUGCCAAAAUUAUUCUUGAGAGGUUUGACCCCGAUUCCAAAAAAAAAAAGGAUUUCGAGUCCACUCCUGUUGGACCUCAGAUGACUCCAAAGCCAGGACAAGAGCUCCGCCAGCGUAAUGUCGUCCCAAAGACCCCCCCUGCGCUGGUGAAUCCUGCUGCUGCCCGCCCUCCGCUUGCCUCUGGGCCCACCUACCCCGGACGAUCUUCCCACUCUGCUCCAGGUGGACCCCCAGAGAGGGCCCUGUCAGCUAUAGCUGCUCAGCAGAGCUUGAUGAGGAAGCCUGUGACCCCGGGAACACCUGUUCCAGGAGUUGGGAUGCAUCCCCCAGGCCCGCCACUGACCAGACCUGUGCUCCCAAGGGAAAGAGGUGCAAUGGACAGAGUCAUUGAGUAUCUCGUUGGCGAUGGCCCCCAAAACAGAUUCGCUCUCAUAUGUCAGCAGUGCCUGUCUCAUAACGGCAUGGCAUUAAAGGAAGAAUUUGAAUACAUUGCCUUCCGUUGUGCAUAUUGUUACUUCUUGAACCCUGCGAGGAAGAGCAGGCCUCAGGCACCCAGGCUUGAUGUCACUGGUGAGGUGAAGAUGCCGUCCGAAGUGCCCCCACCAGCAUGUGCUGCUGACGCUGACGAUGACAAAUGUGCUCCAGGAAAAAUCGAGCCUGCUGAUGUCCCUCUUGGAACAGAUUCCCAGGAGCCUGGCACACCUCCAGCCACAGAGCCCAGCUCUGCAUCCGACAGCCAAGACACGCCAGAGUCACAUGACCUGCCCUCUGAGAAAUCUGAUGAGGAGAAUGAUAUUUCUGCCAUGGAAGUGGAAUAAAGCACGGGACUAGUGAUUUCAAACCAAGUCCAAGGUGGGGCUUAUUUUCUGUCAGGAAAUGUAAUGGCAAGUUUACACGUAAAUAGCAGAAGUUACAAAGGCAACAUGUAGUUGAUUUUAUUUUCACCUCACAGGACAUCCCUUUUGUCAGAAUGGCUUUUAAAGUAACUGUAGUAGUAAUGACUUAAACAUUUCAUUGCUGAGCACUUGCAUCUAUUUUUCAUCAUUUUGAUCGUUACAGGUCUGUAGCAGGGAGCUCUAAACAUUUGCUCCACUUGGUCCUUGACCUCUGCUUUGCUAAAGUGAAGUAGCGUUUUCUUUCUGGCAUCAAGGUGUAGCGUUCACCUAAUCGAAAUGCUGUCAAAGCUCCAGUUUAGAGGCCAUACGUCCCCUCCUACUUGAUCACUAUCAUAAAAGGAAAAGGAGGGGAAGAAGUGAGAUGGACGCUAACUGGGUUUUGUUGUUUUUCAGGUUGUUUUUUGUCCUUUUCCAUAUAUUUUAUUUGUUUUUGUUUGAAUGGGUGAUAUUGCUGGUAGAUAGUAAACAGUACUAAAGAAGUUUAAGGUUGUUGUGGGAAAACGUAUUUAUGGAAUGUUAUUUAUAGCUAUUUUUGUACACCUGCCAUGAUGAUGUUAACUGAGGUACUGUGCAUUACAGCGGUGCUAACUUGUUUACAAUACCAAAAUAUACAAUAGGAAAGCGGAUUGUCCUACUGUGCAUGUCAUAAGUGCCUUUUUAUAUUGAAGUCUGAGUAUUGUCAACAAAAUAAAAUAUUUUUACAUCAGACAAUCAUUGACCCAUUCUCAACCUUAAGCGACAGUAUCUCAUGCAGAAUGAAUGCCUGCAGAAAUAAUGCCAAAUGAACAUUUCAGAACAUCUGUAUACACAUGCUCACAGCUACAGCAUCUGCAUCUGUUACACGGUUCUUGUGAAACCCA
This is a messenger RNA of Menidia menidia (Atlantic silverside), 2502 nucleotides long. NCBI's taxonomy places the organism in Eukaryota, Metazoa, Chordata, Actinopteri, Atheriniformes, Atherinopsidae. The record is from the annotation of a GenBank genome assembly.